GUGGCGGCCAGCAGGGUGAGCUGUGGGUUUGUUUAGCUGUAACCGCCAUUAAACAAAAGGAUCUCGAGUGCUGUGAGCUCGUAGCCCGAAAGACAUCACUGGGACAGGCCGGGGCCUGAGGGCAAGGGGAGGACCAGGAUCAAGACAGGCCAAGAGCGGCCAGGGUGUGGAUCAGGCCAGGGUUUGUCAACAUUGAAACCGGGACAAGAAUCCAAACAGGACGAGUGCCAACCCUGAGUCCGGGCACAGGAUCAGGAGAGGCCGAGCCCGGGAGCACUGAGCCCGGCUAACACAUCAGGAAAGACCGGGGCUCUGGUGGGAUAUGAUGUUUCCCCAAAGCAGCAGCCGGCACUCGGUGAGGCCUAGCAGAGUGAGAAAGAGAUUAUACAUACAUAUCGUACACAACACGAAGCCUGCAUGCACUUAUAUAAUGCUAAUUGUUCAGUAGCACCAGCUUAUAUUUUUUUUUCGUGAACUGGAUUCGCAUAUUCAGAUAGUGGCAGUGGUGAACGCAGUUAGGAACGUGUUAAAAUAAUUACAAUAAUUAGAAUUUUGAGCAAGAUGCAUACAUUUCAGUAAAUUACAAUCGAGCUAGUAUGACUGGUAGAUAUAGUGCUGUCCUCGUCAUGGUAAUUGCUCCAUAGUCAUAGCCAUGCUCUCUAUAGUCUGUGGGCGUUUUGGUGUUUUACACGUUUUAAGGUAUAUACAUGUCCAUAGAUUUAUUUAUUUUUUAAUAUCAAUCUUUCUGUCUUCGUGCAAUUAAAAUGUGAUGCAAAGGGUUUUGAUAAGGAAAACAGACUAGGUCCGAAGCAGACACUGUCUGCAUGUUUAGAGUAGGAAAUAUACACACAUUAUUUUUGUUGUGUUUUUAAUAACUAGAAGCAUAAUCAAACACUUUCCUCAAUGUAAUUGCUUUACUUCAAUUUUCGCACAGUAAGUGAUUACGGUAGUCCCCUUUCCAUAUUAAAGUUAAUUUUGGUAGCGCUGAUGUCGACAGCCUGAAUAAUGGUAGAUGAUCUCUUGUGGUGUUCCUACUAAGCUGUGAAUUCAGGUUUGUAUGUGUAUGGGAGUGGCAAAAAUGUGUUCAGUCUGACAUAUUCUCUUUGGUCCCUAGGGCUCUUCUCACUUGCCCCAGCAACUCAAAUUCACCACCUCAGAUUCUUGUGAUAGAAUUAAAGAUGAAUUCCAGCUGCUCCAAGCACAAUAUCACAGGUAAGACCAGAUUUAUUUAUUUAGAAAAUAUUUUACCAGGAAGGAUACAUUGAGAUUUCUCUCCUUUUAAGUAUGUCCUGGGUUCACAAAACAUUGCAUUGAUACAAUAGGGUACAAUAAAAUACAAAAACAAUAUUAAUACACAAUAUAUACAAAAUUUAACAUAGAACAGGUAACAAACGUGUAGAUUUAACAUAUAACAACAAGAAACAUUUACAACCUCAUUAUACCUUAUAACAGACUUACACUAAUGUUCUAUCAGAUCCAUAAUAUACAGUAUUGUUGCAUUCUAAACUUCUGUAUUGCACUUAUAAAGCUUUUACUGCUUUCUUGCAGUUUUUAUUUUCUUUUACACUCUUGUAACUUUAGGGAAUUCCUACACCCCACCACUGAAUUAUUUUCCUAGCAUCAUCAUUCUCUUAUUGUUUUCCCUAUGGUUUCAAUACUGAUGAAAUGCAAAAAAAAAACAUUUAAGGGUUAUAGUGGUUAUGGUUCCUCUCCUCCAGUAUAAGAAGUCAAUCUGUUUUAGCAUGAUUGCUGUUUGCUGCUCCCUGCCUCCUCUCCGCUACUAGGAGAGUCAGAACCUCAUGCUUAGGAGCUUCCAUUAUCUGUCCUGCGGUAAGCGCUUCAGUGCAAGGCCAGUACAUUGGCUGAGACUGUCAGCCAAACACUUCUCACAAAUAAGCUAAACCCUGCACCGCCAGGCUUAGUUCUGACAUAGUGCUUACGACCGUCCUGAAGGCUGCAAUAGAGGUAGUGAGCAACGCCCUUGCGGAAUGCACAUAAGCAAUGGCUAUAGAAAUUGACAAAAGUUGAUAGAGAAGCUCAGCCUUUUGUUAACUUUUCUCUACUUCCAGCACAAUCAAAAUUAGUUUUUCUUAUCUGUAUAUUGCUGUGAGAGAGCCGCUUUAAAAGUAUAUACAGGGCUAGUUUUAUUUAUCAGUAUUUGUUAUUGAGGUGAUUGCAUAAAAAUGCAGAGUAGGCAUAGCAAGAAACGUCAAUGCAAAAUUCAAAUUGUCUCAGUUGCACAAAACCGGUCCGUAACUAAUUUUAAAAAUAAAAAUCAGAGGCAUAUAUAGGUGGAGUAGUUGUGCAGGACUAAACUGUAAGAUACAAAGUUUUAUAAGCGUGUAGUCAAAAUGAAUAACUCAGGAGGACCAUGCUGGAAAAAAAUAACAGAAAAGUAAGAGAUAAACAUUUGAACAAUUGGAAAGAAAAGUAACCGCUACACUGAUCUGUGCUUUAAUUGAAGUAAGGUGAUUGUCCAGAGAGCUAUUCAGCUCCUUGGUGGGAGGUGACUGAUGCAGGGACCAGUCAACUCACAGCCACUAGGUCUAAAACUUGAAAGAGCCAUGACUGAUCACAAACCUGCCUCCAGGGUGACUUGCUGGCGAAAAACACUGUGCUUACCCGUCAACACAUCAAGAUCUGUCCCAGAUAUGCAUCUUAAAGGGACACUAUAGUCACCAGAACCACUACAGCUUAAUGUAGUGGUUUUGGUGUCUAUAGCAUGUCCAUGCAGGCUUUUCAAUGUAAAUUCCUGCAUGGACAGUGUUUACAUUUCUGCUUAGGAAAACCUCUAGUGGUGGGGGGAUGGGGCUAAUUUAACACUAAAGUGUUAAGAAUCAUGUUUGUAUUCAUGACACUAUAGUGCUCCUUUAAUGAAAGCUGUACUGAGUUAUGCUGAUAGAUCUUUGCAGCUUUCUCGUUCAGGGCCCUCUAGGAAUGGAAGUUGUGCAGGGGAAUAAUGCGUUCAGCGUUCUCCAGGGACAUAAAGUGGCAUCCAAGUUGCUCAGAUUUUCUCUGCUUAACUUUAGUGGGAAUGGCGGCCAUUUUUGGACAAUAGAGUAGGUAUGGUGCAGGCUAGAAACUGAAUUGCAAGGUCAAAUUGUAGAGAGAGACAAACAAGCUGCAGAAUAAGUGAGUAUAAACCGGGAAAACCACCGGGGGUGGGGGGCGCAGCGCUUGUAAAAUACGUGAAUUGUGUAAAAGUAAAGAAUCGACCGCCUCCCUCUCUUUGAGUAGAUAUCCCUUCGUAAGAUCCAGAACAACACCCUUUGCGUCUGCAAUAAGUUAAAAAAAAAAAAAAAGAGGUAAAUAAUUUUGACUUGUGCUGUAUGCUCUGUUUUGGUCAUAGCUGAGGAGCUCUUUUAACCUGUGCCCUGCUCUAUUGGUAGUCAGCCACCACCUGUUUUAUUGUUGUUUUUUUACCUCCUGACCAUACUACUCUCUUAUCUAUGUAGAGAAUUUUGUAAUAUGAAUUUUGUAAUCUCAUGUGUGCCUGUCUUUUUUCUAUUUUAGUUUGAAGCUGGAAUGUGAUAAACUGGCCAGUGAGAAAUCUGAGAUGCAGAGGCACUAUGUCAUGGUAAGUUCUGAACCUGUACACCUAAUGGAGAAUGUAAUGGGGAUAUUAUUUUUGUGAAGAUACAAAAGUGAGCUAAUCAACCCCCUAUCCAACAAUGUUUCAACACACACACAAACACAUAUUCGUAGGCUUUCCAUUAUAUUGAACCUUUACUUUAAUGAUCUCUAUAGUUCCUCCUAAAUAUUUGGUAUGUUAAAAUUGCAGUUAAAUGUAAUGGCUGGAACCAUCAACACACAUAGAACCACAUUCUGAUGGAUCUGCCAUUUUAAGUCAGCCUUCGACCGAAGGCAGAUUUUUUUUAACUUCAGAUCCCCUGUUGCAGAAAAAAAAUAAAUUAUUGGUGGAUUAGCUCAGAUCUUAGAAAGUGACUUAAGGGAACCGUCGAGCAGCAUAACAACUUAGUUGAAAUAGGUUCUUGGUGCCAGCUUACCUUGAGGAGAUAAAUGUUCAUAAAUGGUUUAAACCCAGAGUCUUCUCUCCAGCACUGCUUAACUCUCCCCUUGUCCUUCUGCAUAUCUGAGACAAUUCAAACAAGAAUCCUCAGACUCCUGCAGACAGGGGAUCUGCUGUUUUGCUGAGAGCAUAUGCUGACACUCUAAGCCAGGUGUAGGCAACAUUUGGCACUCUAGAUGUUGUGGACUACAUCUCCCCUGAUGCUUUGCCAGUAUUAUGUGUGUAAGAGCAUUAUGGGAGAUGUAGUCUACAACAUCUGGAGUGCUGAAGGUUGCCUACCCAUGCUGGCAUAGCCAAAUGGUGCUAGAGAAAAGACUCUGGGAUUAAAAAGAUUUAAGGUGUCCAGAUAUCCAGAGUGUGUGUGUAUAUAUAUAUAUAUAUGUGUGUGUGUGUGUGUAUAUGUAUGUGUGUGUGUGUGUAUAUAUAUAUAUAAAAUAUAUAUAUAUAUAUAUAAUUUUUUUUUAAUUAUUAUUUAUUUAUUUAUUUAUUUAUUUACACAUUGUAACAUAUAUUUUUGCUUCCAGUGCUGUGUUCUGUGAUGUUUGCUAAUGAAACUACUCCUUGUACGUGGAUUCAUAGGGAUUAAAGGACCACUAUAGUGCCAGGAAAACAUACUCGUUUUUCUGGUACUAUAGUGCCCUGAGGGUGUCCCCACCCUCAAGGUCCCCCUCCCGCCCGGCUCUGGGGAGAGGAAAGGAGUUAAAACUUACCUUUCUCCAGCUCUGGGCGGGGAGCUCUUCUCCUCCUCCUCCUCUCCUCCCAUUCGUCUGAAUGCGCACGCGCAGCAAGAGCUGCGCGCGCAUUCAGCCGGUCUCAUAGGAAAGCAUUUACAAUGCUUUCCUAUGGAUGCUUGCGUGCUCUCACUGUGAUUUUCACAGUGAGAAUCACGCUAGCGGCUGUCAAGGAGACAGCCACUAGAGGCUUUGAAGACUGGAUUAACCCAUUUAUAAACAUAGCAGUUUCUCUGAAACUGCUAUGUUUAUAAAAAAAAAAAAUGGGUUAACCCUAGCUGGACCUGUUACCCAUUAAGCUGAAGUGGUGUGGGUGCCUAGAGUGGUCCAUUAAAUAUUAAGAAUUGUGUGUUAACUUGGAUGUAUGAAUACUAGAAAAUUAAAAUACUGGUUAUUUUUUAGUUGCAUAAACAAGUGAAUAUGUAUGUGGAUCAAAAUCUGAACGGUGAUUCUGUAUAAACGGUUUGGGAGCAAAGUUCUGAAAGUGACGCAGUCAGCAGUUACAUUUGCUUGUUUUACUUGGUAAUUGCUCAGUUUUUAGCAUUUUGUCUUAGGGUUGUUCUCUAUAAGUCUGUUAAGUCAAAAAAAUCUCUCUAUAUCUAUAUCUCUAUCUAUCUCUCAAAAGAGUAUCAUAUGUGGUUUCCCUUACAUUUUGACUUGAAAACUCAGAAAUAACCAGUAUUUUAAUUUUCUAGUAUUCAUACAUCCAGGUUAACACACAAUUCUUAAUAUAAUAUUCAAUGUUGAAAGAUUUAGUUUUUUUUUUUUAAAAACACCUAAUCUAGGCAAAAAUAAUGGGGGUUUAGUUACAUUAUAUGAUCAUACAUUGCAAAAGCCUGCCACAACAUCAAUGUACCCCAUCUUUGGCAGGAUGGAUAUAUAUAUAUAUAUAUAUAUAUAUAUAUAUAUAUAUAUAUAUAUAUAUAUAUAUAUAUAUAUAUAUAUAUAUAUAUAUAUAUAUAUAUAUCUUUCUCUUUUCUCUCUUUUCUCUCUUUUCUCUCUUUUCUCUCUUUUCUCUCUUUUCUCUCUUUUCUCUCUUUUCUCUCUUUUCUCUCUUUUCUCUCUUUUCUCUCUUUUCUCUCUUUUCUCUCUUUUCUCUCUUUUCUCUCUUUUCUCUCUUUUCUCUCUCUUUUCUCUCUUUUCUCUCUUUUCUCUCUUUUCUCUCUCUUUUCUCUCUCUUUUCUCUCUCUUUUCUCUCUCUUUUCUCUCUCUUUUCUCUCUCUUUUCUCUCUCUUUUCUCUCUCUUUUCUCUUUUCUCUUUUCUCUUUUCUCUUUUCUCUUUUCUCUUUUCUCUUUUCUCUUUUCUCUUUUCUCUUUUCUCUUUUCUCUUUUCUCUUUUCUCUUUUCUCUUUUCUCUCUCUUUCUCUCUUUCUCUUUUUCUCUCUUUUCUCUCUCUUUUCUCUCUCUUUUCUCUCUCUUUUUUUCUCUCUCUUUUUCUCUCUCUUUUCUCUCUUUUCUCUCUCUUUCUCUUUUCUCUUUUCUCUUUUCUCUUUUCUCUUUUCUCUUUUCUCUUUUCUCUUUUCUCUUUUCUCUUUUCUCUUUUCUCUUUUCUCUUUUCUCUUUUCUCUUUUCUCUUUUCUCUUUUCUCUUUUCUCUUUUUUCUUUUCUCUUUUCUCUUUUCUCUCCAAAUAUGGGAUACAUUGACAUUGUGGCAGGCUUAUGGAAUAUAUGAUCAUAUAAUGUAACCAAACCCCCAUUAUUUAGAUCUGUAAAAUUUGACAUCCUUGUUUAGUGUGUGUGCGCUAAGUGGAUAGAAGGAUAGAAGUGUGUGCGCUAAGUGGAAGAAGGGGAGCAAAGCCAGUGAUCCACUCAUAGACCGCUAUUUCAUUGCUAAUGCAAAUCAUCAGCAUGAGAUUGGUUACUGGUUUGCUAUUGAGGCUUGGUAGUGCUUGGGAAGAAAAAACCCAAAAGGUUAUGGUGGGGAAAAAAUGUGAUUGAAAACCCCUUCCACCUGAAGUCUGUGGAUAGUCAAUACAAUGUUAAACAAAAAUCUGCACACCAGUCAAGCCAUAAGUCUUUUUCCACAUAAAUCACAAAUUUGCAGUGGUUACUACCACAAAAGGAUUCUGGGUGGGCAUAUGCAAAUUAGUUUAACAAAGAAUCAAAUUUUUGCCUCAUUCAAUUUUAAACAUAGAUUCAUUUGUCUGUGUUUGCUGUAUACAACAGCUUUGAAACACAACUUAGGAAAAGAUGCAACGCUAGUGAACCACUUAUGAACAGCGGUUUCAUUGUUAAUGUAAAUCAUCAGCAUUAGGUUUGUAACUGGUUUGCUAUUGAGGCUUGGUAGAGCUUGGACUACUAUAACAUUCCAAAGACAAGCUUUUGAGUUUUCCUCCGGUCUGAAGCAAUACUGAUCAAUUUGAUCAAGUUUAACACUUAAAGGGAUCCUAUAGUGCCAGGAAAACAAACCCGUUUUCCUGGCACUAUAGGCUCCUGGAGUGCUCCCUUCCCACUGGGCUGAAGGGGCCACUUACCUGAAUUCGGCGCUGGGUCAGGCGCCCCGUCAGCCGGCGGGGGAGACCUAAUGUGCAUGAGUGGCAAUGGUUUCCUAUGGUUAAAAUCUGACGCUGGAUUUCGGUCAGAUAACGGACCAAAAGUCAGUUUGGGUUCCGGAAGCCCUCUAGUGGCUGUCUGGUAGAGAGCCACAGAGGGCAGACUUAAAGCUGCAUGUAAAGUUAGCUGACUUAGUCUGGAAUCCUACGGUGUCCCUUUAAAACAACUGAUGUUGGGAAAAAAAUAAGGUAUCAUUGCAUACUGCAAGACUCUGGUAUUUUGGCAUCUUGUCUACUGGACUAAUACGUAUUACGGCUAAUCCAAUCUACACUACUGUGUGUGUGUGUGUGUGUGUGUGUGUGUGUGUGUGUGUGUAUAUAUAUAUAUAUAUAUUUUCUAUAUCUCUGGCACUCACCAUCAAUAGGUAUAUUUAAAUCCAAUAAUACCCGGGUGCUUCCAGCGCUCAAAUAGACCACAAAUAACAGGAGCACUCCUCGGGGAUUUUUCAAAUGUGAAUUAAGCAAACAUCAACGUUUCGACCCUCCUGGGUCUUUAUCAAGAUCAAUAACAAGACAUAAAAUACCUCAAUAUGUAUCAAACAAUAAAUAAGUGACCUACCAAAGGUGUGUGUGAUAGUGCCCGUCAGUGCUCCCGAACCCAGAAGUGAUUAACCAUGUGCGCAUUCUCAGAAUAGCGUGAUGCAUGCGUUGACGUCAUCGGUAUUGACUGCCUACCUGCAGAAAUGAAUUAACCCUAAUGUGCCCAGUGCUCGAGACGUGAAUCCUCCACCACCUAUGCAGUGAUAGACAUUAAAAUCAGCAUAAUGUUCCGACCAGAGUGUGCCAUGCUGGAGUGCUUGGUAUAUAAUAUCAGUACCGUAUAAACACAAUCACUGAUAUACAGCCCUAAUGGGUAGAUGAGCAGCUUAUACAGAGUAGCAGGAUCAGUGGACAACACGUAAAACAUAAAAAAGUUAAUGACAUCCAUAGAUCAAAAUAGGACAGAAUGUAAAUGUAAAUGGAGAAAGACCAAGUUGAGAGAGAAUGUGUAUAGAGUGUGUGCAAAGUGGAAAAAGGAGAAAUAUAAAUCAGAAAGCAAGUGAAGCAAAAAAAAACAGUGCAUACAGCACAGCAAACCACGCAGAUCUCUUGAUCUCCCCUGUUGGCCUUGGCCCAUGGCCAUCGCGGCCCACCGGGCAUUUGCCCGAUUGCCAGUCUGGGCCUGAUAGUGUUCCUCUGCCUCUUCUGCAUCCACCUGCAAGACUAAAAUGGUUAAAUAACCCUCUAAACACUCAACUUAUUCCAGUGCCAAGUCCUUCGGCGUUUGCUCUGUCUCCACCUCGUCUGGGGAACCUAAUGUACGUAGGUGGUGAGCACCACACGCGCAUUAAUCCGUCUCCAGUAGGAGGGUAUUGAAUCGAUGCUUUCCUAUGGGGAUUUAGAAGACCCCGAACGUCCUCAUGCAAAGUCUUAAAGGAACACUAUAGUCACCAGAACAAUUAUAGCUUAAUGUAGCUGUUCUGUUGAGUAGAAUCAUUCCCUUCAGGCAUUUUCAUGUAAACUCUAAAAAGGCAGUGUUUACAUUGCUCCCUAGGGACACAUCCAGCGGCCCCUUCAGACAGCCACUGGUGGUGCUUCCUGGGGCAGUGCUGCAUAGUGUGCAGCACUGCCAUUCAACAUCUCCACACUUUGCAUGUAGAAACUGAAUUUUUAUCAUAGAGAUGCGUUGAUUCAGUGCAUCGCUAUAAAGGAGGUGCUGACUGGCCAAGCUGGCGUUUUGCCCCGCGUUCAUCCCACCUCCUUGCUUAUUUCAGCCAUCCAAUGCUUUUCCUACGGUGACGGGCCAGCGCCAGCUGACCUUCGCGGUGCUGGAAAUAAUUUCUUUUUUUACCUUUUCAGGGAGUUAAGGGGGAGGGGGAGCAAGCCACCUAAAUGGUGGUUUUAAAACUAUAAGGUCAGGAAUACAUGUUUGUGUUCCUGACCCUAUAGUGUUACUUUAAGGCAAAAGGUACCGUGCACUAAACUCAUCAAUGAAAUUAAGGGCUCUGGGUACCUGUAAUGUCCCUUUAAACUUGGAUAGGAGUGUGAUUCUUGAGCUCUUUCCAAAAAUGUUUUCAGACACAUUAUACAAUGAGCGACCCCCUGCAGAACCAGCGAAAGGAGACGGGUCCAUAUUUAAAAGUCUCUUGUGAAGCCAAAAACCUUGCAACUAAUUUAGGUAUGCCUUUAGUUUAUCCCCUUGGAGAAUGCUCCUUUUCCCCACUCCCUUUGUUCAGGGCAAUUAGCUCUUUAAUUAUGACUGCCAAGAUGUGGCUGCAGAUGGUUAAGCAACCAGCAAUGCUCCAGCUCUAUAUUAACCCCUGAGGGCAUAUACAGAAACCUUCUGUUUGUAUACAGUUUAAUGAUCCUUUCCUCUUGAAAUCUACCUCUGGGGACCAUGGUAUUUAAAGCCAAAACACUCCUUCAAGAGGCAGAAUUUACAUUUGAGAAAAAAUAAUGGAAAAAAUGCCAUUCAUCUUAUUACUUUAUGAUUACAAUGCCUAUGUUAAGGGGUUAACCUAAAAAAACUGAAACCUUUUUAAUCUCUUUUGAAGGGAAACUGGUGGUUGAAUAGUGCAUAGCUGCUUGCCAAACCCCCCCCCCUCCCCCCCAACCCUUGAUCAGCCCUCCUCCCUCCUCAAGUUCCCUCAGCAGGUCUCCUGGCUUAUCCCUGUCUUGUGGGGUUAUCCCAUUCAUUUACUCUGCCAGACAGCUGCUUGUUACAGGAUGGGGUGGUAAGAGUGUGUGGAAGGGGGGGGGGGGGCUUCAAAGGGCUAGGGCACAGUGUAAAUCUGCCUAAAAAUCUUUCUGGGACUUGUAAGACAAAGAGGUCAGACACAGUGGUGGAAGAGGAGGGGGCCAGCUUUUCAGUCAGAGGACACAAUAUUUUUAACUGUGUCCUACUUAACAAGCAAAUAAAAUUUGCUGUAAGCUACACAUUGGAUGCGGUUAUCUCAAGGUUGAGCUUUUAUCCUAAAAAAAGAAACAUUAAAAGAAUACUCAAGGAAUUAAAAAAAAUACUUUAGCUACACUGAACAAAAUUACAAAAGCAAUACUUUUGUUUUUGCCCCCAUUUUUCAUGAGCUGAACUCAAAGAUCUAAGACUUUUUUUUUUCACAAUCAACAACCUGAUCAAAGGAGAUGUGUUGCACUGCGUGAGGCAAAUGGUGACAUCCCAUACUUACUGGUUUUUGGACCUCCCCCACCCCCCCCAGACGCUUCCAAUACAGUAAAACUGAACAUUUUAGAGUGGCUAGCCUAAGGCACAGCUUUGCAAUAAUCAUGCUGUCUAAUCAGCAUCUUGAUAUGCCAAACAUUCAAGGUGGAUGGUUUAUCUUGGCAAAAGAGAAGUGCUCACUAACCCAGAUUUAGACAGAUUUGCGAACAAUAUUUUAGAAAAAUAGGCCUUUUGUGUACAUAGAAAAAGUCUUAGAUCUUUGAGUUCAGCUCAUGAAAAAUGGGGGGGAAAAACAAGUGUUGCAUUUAUAUUUUUGUUCAGUGUAUUAGUGUACUUUUGUAUGUUAAAAUUUCUAAUGACCUUUCUCUUGCUUUAAGAAAAGGGGGGGAUAUAUCGGGAGUGUGUGCAUAUGUGUGUGUUUAGGUGAAGCCUGGAAUUGUGGGAGUUAUUACCUGGUCUAUUUAACCACUUAAGGACACAUGACAUGUGUGACAUGCCAUGAUUGCCUUUUAUUCCAGAAGUUUAUUCCAGAAGUUAAAGGACCACUCUAGGCACCCAGACCACUUCAGCUUAAUGAAGUGGUCUGGGUGCCAGGUCCAGCUAGGGUUAACCCAUUUUUUUCAUAAACAUAGCAGUGGGUUAAGCCUUCCCCUAUUUCCUCUAGCGGCUGCCGCUAGAGACGCUUGCGUGCUUCUCACUGUGAUUUUCACAGUGAGAGCACGCCAGCGUCCAUAGGAAAGCAUUAUGAAUGCUUUCCUAUGUGACCGGCUGAAUGCGUGCGUGCGCAUUCAGCCGACGGAGAGGAGGAGAGCUCCCCGCCCAGCGCUGGAAAAGGUAAGUUUUAACCCCUUUCCCCUUUCCAGAGCCGGGCGGGAGGGGGUCCCUGAGGGUGGGGGCACCCUCAGGGCACUAUAGUGCCAGGAAAACGAGUAUGUUUUCCUGGCACUAUAGUGGUCCUUUAAGGGGUUAAACACAGGGCACCUUCUUCUAUGGGCCACCAUGGUAUGGUUCAGAUUCAUUAUGGACCUUAAAGGACCACUCUAGGCACCCAGACCACUUCAGCUUAAUGAAGUGGUCUGGGUGCCUGGUCCAGCUAGGAUUAACCCAUUCUUUUAUAAACAUAGCAGUUUCAGAGAAACUGCUAUGUUUAUGAAUGGGUUAAGCCUUCCCCCAAAGCCUCUAGCGGCUGUCUCAUUGACAGCCGUUAGAGGCGCUUGCGUGAUUCUCGCUGUGAUUUUCACAGUGAGAGCACGCCAGCGUCCAUAGGAAAGCAUUACAAAUGCUUACCUAUGCGACCGGCUGAAAGCGCGCGCAGCUCUUGCCGCGCGUGCGCAUUCAGCCGACUGGGAGGAACGGAGGAGGAUCGGAGGCAGAGAGCUCCCCACCCAGUGCUGGAAAAAGGUAAGGGUUUUUUGUUUUUUUUUGGAGCCAGGCGGGAGGGGGUCCCUGAGGGUGGGGGCACCCUCAGGGCACUCUAGUGCCAGGAAAACGAGUAUGUUUUUUCCUGGCACUAUAGUGGUCCUUUAACUUCUGGUUCAGCCUGCUGUCGCAUUCACGAGAUUCUGCCUACAAGAUAGUGUAACGCCAAGGUUCAUCCAAACUUGUUCGGCAGCAACUAACUGUAAGUUAUAUCAUUCGUGGAGCCAAUUGAAUACAGAUUUACUCUGUCGCUAUUUAGCACACCUCAAACCACCAGUUUGUGCUAUUAUGCCUCCAACUAACAUUCUGCCAAUUUGUGUCCUAACAAGCCUAGUUUAUCCACCACAAGCCAAGCUACUCCUGUUUCCCACAGAUCAGAACACAAAGGCCUUAACGUAUUCCCGGGUCAGGCACAGAUAUGUAAAAACUUCAAUGCCUGUAGCUGCAGUUUCAGCAUUUGUAGGUUGUUGCAUGUCUGCUCCAUCUACUUCAGACCGCACACUAAAUUCAUGUCCCAAAAUAUUUUAUUCCCAAAACAUUGACUGACUGAAGUAAAAAUUGAUACCCUAGCUAUCUUCCUUAACACUCACCCCAUCACUCACUUUUUUCUCGUCAUGGGUUUCAUGGAAGGCUUUCAUACUGGUAUCAUUGCACUGCCUACCAUUCAGUGUAAUAACCUACAAUCUGACUUACAAGAUCCAGUCAUAGUGGAUACACUCUUACAAACAUUCUUUAGCUAUACUUAGCUUGAAUUCCCUAAUUCCCUUAAAAGAAUUUUCAGCCCAUUAUGCCACAGUCGACAAUGCUAUAAAAGCAAUCUUGAAAGCUGGGAAAACAGCCUGGCUAGCAAAAACAGACAUUUCCAAUAUCUUCAAGACUCUCCCCAUACGUCUGUCUCUAUGGUAUCUACACGGUAUUAAAUGGAGGGAACAAUACAUUUUCACCAACCGUCUUACAAUUGGGGCUAAGAGCAGUCCUAAACUGUUAAACAUAUUUGCUGCAACCCUGUGUUGGCGCCUCCUAAAUGUUUGUAAUUGUCCAAUUGGACCUAACAUCGUAGCCCAAGCAUCAAUAAAAGGGUUGUUCGAUUUUCUAUGCUAGGUGUGCCACUUCCACAAACAAAACCAUAGGCCCCACCACAAAGUUAAUAUUCCUUGGCAUAUGCCUUGACUCUUUGUCGAUGCAAUCCAAUCUGCCCACAGACAAGAUUCAGUGUAUAAGUGCAGAUAUAGAAUCCUUCCUUACAAAAGGAUGUUGUUCACACACAGAUCUACAUAAUCUUCUUUAUGGUUCUCGUGUUAUCUGGACUGACAUUGCAGGCCACACAGGAUUUGCACCACUAUACGAGGACAGAUGGUUCAGGGACCAAUGGCCCACAGAGAUGUUACGUUUACCCUCAUUUAACAAAAUAUAGAAACGUAGAAUGUGACGGCAGAUAAGAACCAUUCCGCCCAUCUAGUCUGCCCAAUUUUUUAAAUACUUUCAUUAGUCCCUGGCCUUAUCUUAUAGUUUAGGAUAGCCUUAUGCCUAUCCCACGCAUGCUUAAACUACUUUACUGUGUUAACCUCUACCACUUCAGCUGGAAGGCUAUUCCAUGCAUCCACUACCCUCUCAGUAAAGUAAUACUUCCUGAUAUUAUUUUUAAACCUUUGUCCCUCUAAUUUAACCACUUAAGGACACAUGACGGAAAAAUUCUGUCAUGAUUCCCUUUUAUUCCAGAAGUUGUGUCCUUAAGGGAUUAAGACAAUGUCCUCUUAUUGUGGUAGUUUUUCUUCUUUUAAAUAUGACCUCUGCCCUUUUUCGAAAUUCAUUCCUUUGUAGCCGUGGCACAUACUUGGGUGUACUUAUGGAAAGGGAAACUUAAAUAUUAUUCUGACAACAUAGCGACCUGCAGAAUUAUUCACAAAGAAAGUCCCUCUUCAUUAAUUAUAAUGAUACUGCACAUGAAACUGACAUGGCUAGCAGCAACACUUCUACCAGGUUUGCGUGUACGUCCCAGGCUGCCAUAAUACAACAGCUGAUGCCUUGUCUCGUUCUAACCUACAGCUAUUCUUCUGAACUAGUCAGUCUUAUGGUGCAUGGAAGAUCAUUAGCUCAAGUUGCCCUGUCAGCAAAUACUAGACAUUCAAACGAACGAGGACGCGCUAUUUUCAAUAACUUAAUUACCGUAUUUUAGUUCAGCAACCUGUUCACCAUCGAUACAAUGGUGGCAUUCACUUCCUAUUGCCACCUCAACCUAAAAUUAUAUUACAAUACCAUAAAACAAUCUCACAGGCUUACAAAAUCAUGUACUAAGUGUAUUUCCCAGCCCAGUCCUAUCCAAUAAAAAUAUCCUCAAAGGUAUGCAACGCUUUUCCUAAAGCUACUCAAUGUUAACCUAUCAAUGAGCCACAAUUUAGGGCACUAUCAAAGUUGGAUACUAAUCAUUUUGAAACAUAAACUAACUUAAUAAUCAAAACCGCUAUAUACAUAGCAUUCUAUGGUUUCUUACCCCUCAAUGAACUUGCCAAUGAAAAAUUUACUCGUGCAUCCCAGUGCCUCAAAAUUAAUGAUCUUACAAAAACAGGGGAUCAUUAUGCACUUACCUUGCGACAGUUGAAAACAAAUCAAAUGGGACGGCCACUUACAGGCAUACACCUACAAACAAUAAAUGGUGCCCAGUAAAAAUAAUGGAUCUGUCAUUCACUAACAAGUCAAAUUGGGGAUACACCUCUGUUACUGUUACACAGUAACCCACUCACAUCUAAAUUUAUCUUGUAUGUCUGGACACUAUUUGUUAAACUUGGCUGCCACCCUUCAUCUUUUUCAGUCUAGUCAUUUAGGAUUGGAGCAGCUUCAGCAGCAUCUAAUAAAAAAUGUCCCUGUACGCAUUAUUAAAAGACUAGGACGAUGGAAACCUAUACCAUAUAACAGAUAUAUCAGAUUUGCCAUUUUUAUUUACAGGCCUACCUGAAUGCCUGUUUCUGCACACCACAACCAACUUUCACCACAUCCUAUUAACACACUUUCCCUGCCUUUUUCCCUGACCACAAAUGUUAAAGCUGAGCUUGGAAUUGUGGAAGGGUUACCUGGCCGAUUUGAACACAGGGCACCCCUUACUAUGCAACGCCAUUUCUUGGUUCGUCCCACUCACCCCUCCCUUUAUGAAUUAUUACCUCUUGGUGGGCCUACUUUGUUUAUGGGACUACCAGAACGCUGGUUUCUGCGCACCACAACCGGCUUUCAUCACAACAAAUUAACACUCUUUCUCUGCCUUUUUCCCCUGACAAUAAAUCUAUAUAUACUGUAUUUUCUGGCGUAUAAGAUGACUUUUUAACCCUGGAAAAUCUUCUCCAAAGUCGGGGGUCGUCUUAUACGCCGGGUAUAGGGUCUAUAUGGCUGCCGGGGGCGCCCUGCGCCCCCAUCGCCGGCCCUUCUAAUGCUGCAGCCGCCUGAGCACUCUAUAGAGAACGCUCAGACGGCUGCCGCACUGCCUCUCUUCUCACCUCCCCUUCCCUGUGCAGUGUGGGUGGCCGAGCUCCUCUUCGUCCUGAGUGAGUGCUCACUUCCUUUCAGUCCGGCCGGGAACAGGUAACUGAAUCUCCUGUACCGCGCGGUACCCGGCCGGACUGACAGGACGAAGAGGAGCUCGGCCACCCACUCUGCACAGGGAAGGGGAGGUGAGAAGAAUAUAGGGAGGAUUGGGGGUGGGGGGAGUAAAAAGAAUAAAAAUAAUUAUAGGGCAUAAAGAUUAUAUGCCCAAACAGCCUGGCACAUACCUGGGCUUUAAAUGCUAUUUCAGAUUAUCAUUAUUUAAUGUCUUGCUGUACAUCAUGGCUAAUUUUUAUUUGGUGUGCAUUGGAAGAGUAGUCUUAUACGGCGAAUAUAUCCCAAACUCUAUAUUUUAACUGGAAAAGUUGGGGGUCGUCUUAUACGCCGGAAAAUACGGGUAUUUUAAAUUACUUUAAAUUUUAAUACAGCCUACAAGAAAAAUUGGUUCAUUUUAAAUCUGAUCUUACAGCAUUGAAUUUUUACUUUCGAAGUUAUCUCCUGCUCUGUUAAUUGAACUUUGAUCACACAGAAGACUCUUGCAUGCACUGAAUAGAGCAGGACAUAAGAAACAAUGCACAGUAAGGGAAGCUAAAAUCUUUAGGCAUCAUUUUCAGGAAGUGUAUAGGGAAACUGCAUGUCCCUUUUAAUGCAUUAUUUGCAUAAUGUUUUAAACAAAUGAUAGUCACUUUGAGCCUGGAGGGUCUCUUAAUUUUCCAUUGAUUGUAACGUCUAAAGGUAAGAACUUGCUCCAACACACAUUUGCUGCUAGUGAUGCUAUUCUUUCCCAUUUAGUAGUAGUAGUAGUAGUAGUAGUAAGCACUCUUCUUAGCUUGCUCUGGCAUAGCUGAGAUCAUUAUCAACAAUUAUUUUGUGCUACCACCGUGCUUCUUACUUUUUAUAUAUAAUAUAUCUAUAUCCCUCUCCCUCUCCCUCCUGUUGAGAAAUUGGAUUUUAGACAGAGCAAGUACACUCAAACCAGAGAACUCCUUUCAGGCAUCUCUGUGGUUCCCUUGCAUUCAGACACAGAUGUCCUUAAUUCUUUGCCUGUCAAGGUUUCCCUGAAGAAAUCUGUUUUAGAGCCAGUGAUCUAUAUAUUUAAGCUUGGACAUUCUGCCACUAGCAAUUGUUAUAUGCAGACAUGUGAAAACCUGGGCUGAUCUGAUUCACUGCCUCUUUAACAUUGCCAUAACUGUACUUGCCUAAACUAUUUUCUAUUUUCUUUUUAGUAUUAUGAGAUGUCUUACGGCCUGAAUAUUGAAAUGCACAAACAGGUGAGCAGCCAUUAAUCUUAAAUAAUAAAAGAUGUGAGCUUUUGUUUGUUACUUGCUGUUUAUUGCCAAUGUUCAGCAGCACUCGUUAAUAGCAUUAACGCCCAGUUAUAAGCAUUAUUGGAUAUAUUUAUUAACAUUACCUAUAGCAUAUAUUGUUUGUGUCUCCUUAAACUUAUAUUGGUUUUCCUACUUUUUGACAAAGGUAUCAGAAUUCCAUCUCAAAAUUCCAAUUUUUUCCAUCAGAUUCCUAGCGAAUCAAAAAGGGUUAAAGGUUGGACACCGUAGGUGGUUGUUCAGACAAAACUCAUUAGGGUGAUUUUUAACAUCAAUACAUCUCUGACCAGAACACCAUGAUAAAGAAUGAAAAUGUGAAACAACUAAGCUAGUUAACCCCAUCCUGUUAGGAAUCAUCCACAGAGAGGACUUUUAUCACCAUUAGGACAGAAUGGAACAUCCUAGCCAGACUGACAUAUGCUGUAUACAGCACUCAGUGUGAGUGCUGUAUGCUGCUCUUUAAAUGGGUAUUUAGAAGGUUGUAUGCUGUAAUAUAGCGAGAGCAGGUUUAAACCUGUGGAUAAGGUGAGAGUUAAUGCUGGAUUUUGAUUAAUGCGAUUUUGGAAUUAAGGUUAGGGUUGGGUUAAGGUAGGUAUAUGGUUAUUGUUGGUGUAAGCAUCAGGUAAGAGUUAUGGUUGGUAUAGCGGUAGGGAAAAGGCUUUUUCUCAAAGUUUUUCCCUCUCUAUCUCUCUCUCACGCUCCUUUAAAAAAAUAGGUAUAAAUGUAACUGGAAACCAGUGCCUGGUGAAGUUCCACUCCCUGGAUUCUACACCCCCUCUAAUGUCACUGGUGCCCUCUCAUGGUCCUGUCAAAUGUUUGAAGCAUUUGAUUGAACCGUUUCACCAGUUAAGAAUGCAUGCACCCACCUGGGAAAAGGGAGGGAGGGAGGUAGGGAUAUUGGGCAGCUUGGAACAGCGUCUUGGGUUGCUUAAGUAAUGUGUGCUGAAGUGCCACUAGCCCACAUAACUAAAGUGGAAAUAUCUCUGGAUAUGCAAUAUUUCAAGCUGAAACCCUGUACUUACAGAUUCCUACCACCGUGACAACUUCUAAAAGCAGAAGUUGUCAUGGUGGUUGGAGUAAGUCUACAAGGGGUUAAUUAACAGGCAACAGUACCUGUUCAACCCUCAUGGUCAAACUCUCUUCAUGGCUUGCUUAUACCUUUUAAUAUUUUCGCGGUUGGAAAAAACCAUACAGUCAAGCUAUCUAAAAACGUAAUUUGUAUCCUAUAACGUGUAUUUGAAAAGAACUAAUUCUUUGUCAAUCCAUCAUUUGUAAAAUAUUAGUUAGUUUAUACUGACACAUUUCAUGCAAGCUGCCUUAUAUCCCAUGAUCCAGAGUCUGGAGUUCCUGUUUAUUUUUAUCACUAUCCUACUGAGAUCUUGAUAAAAAGAAAACACGAAGAAACAUUGGUGUGUGUUAUUUUCUUGGUUCAGUGGUAUUUAUCAUAGAUUUGUGUAUAGGCAGAACAUGUUUCCAUAAUGCCAAUGUGUGAAGUACUGUCGACGUGCUGUUAGAAAGCUCUGAAAGAAGAGAACAAAAAGGCUGCACAGAUCCAUAGUUCUUUUAUUUUUCAUUUUAUUGAUCAUGAGAUCCAAACUUUUGAUGCAAUGAAUGGCACUUUUGCUAUGUGUUAAUACUGCCACAAACUAUUGAAUAGCAAGAUUUUUACAGAAAGAUAUACAACUUAACUUUUAUUGUUGCAUUUAAUUUAAAACAUUUUAUUUUAAAUAAUAGUUUAAAAAUAGUUUUUAAAAAGUUGUUUACAAAUCAACUUAUGGAGUUGGUGUGGAACCUUACUCUAAUCAGCCAUUCAUAGUAGACUAAAUGUCUGCAUAUUAUUGUACUUUAUGUCCUAAUACCCAAUUUCAAACUUAGUAUCAUUCAGAUCCCUUAAAGGAACACUAUAGUGUCAGGAAUACAAACGUUAGAAUGGAUGAUCUCAGCCAACCUAAUGCUUUAAGAAAAGAAAAAAAAGCAUUGGGAGUAGUGAUGUCCCGAACGGUUCGCCGCGGACUCGUCAUUGAGUAAACUUUGACCCUGUACCUCACAGUCAGCAGACACAUUCCAGCCAAUCAGCAGCAGACCCUCCCACCUCCUGGACAGCUCACUAAGAAUGCAGCUUCACAAUGGAUGCUGUCUGGGAGGGAGGGUCUGCUGCUGAUUGGCUGUAAUGUGUAUGCUGACUGUGAGGUACAGGGUCAAAGUUUACUCGAGUCCGCGGCGAACAGUCACUAAUUGGGAGGCUAUUUUGCGUGCGUGGCAAAACACAGCACGGCACCAAUCCGCGUCUCCUCAUAGAGAUGCAUUGACUCAAUGCAUCUCUAUGUGGAACGUUCUGCGUCUCCAUGUAAAGUGUAGAGACGCUAAACAUCAGUAUGGACAUUGUGCAGCACUGACCCAGGAAGCACCUCUAGAAGGCAGUCUGAAAUGGCAGUGUUUACAUUAAAAAGCCUUCAGGAACAUAUUAUAUACACCAGAACAACUAUAUUAAGCUGUAGUUGUUCUGGUGACUAUAGUGUCCUUCUAAACCAAGGGUUUACAUUAUCACCAGGCCACAUUGAGUGAGUAGGAAUUGUGUGCUGCACAUAAACCAUGAAUUGUUGGCUGCACAUAAACCAUGUACCGUAUAUACUAGAGUAUGUCGAGACCCCUAAUUUUACCCCAAUAAAAAUGGGAAAACUUAUUGACUCGAGUAUAAGACUAGGGUGGGAAAUGCAGCAGCUACUGGUAAAUUUCUAAAUAAAAUGAUAUCCCCCAAAAAUUAUAUUAAUUGAAUAUUUAUUUACAGUGUGUGUAUACAGUGAAUGCAGUGUGUGUAUAGUGUGUGUGUGUGUGUGUGUGUGUGUGUGGUGCAGAGCCUUGGUGGGGGGUGGGCAUUUUUUUUUUAAUUAUUAUUUUAAUAUUAUUUUUUUAAUAUAUAUUAUUAUUAUUAUUAUUAUUUUAAUAUUAUUUACAUUUUUAUUUAUUUUCGUCCCCCCUCCCUGCUUGUUAGCUGGCCAGGGAGGGGGGCUUUCACUCCCUGGUGGUCCAGUGGAUGGGCUGUGUAGGGGGGGGGCUGGCAGCGAGCUGUAACUUACCUUUCCUGCAGCUCCUGUCGGCUCCCUUCUCUCUCCUCCGGUCCGGUCAGCUCCCACUGCAAGUCUCGCGAUGUGACUGCCACGCGGAGCGUUGCCACUGUAACCCGUGGCAACGCUCUGACCCUGUGGCUCUCGCGAGACUUGCAGGGGAGCUGACCGGACCGAAGGAGAGAGAAGGGAGCUGACAGGAGCUGCAGAAAAGGUAACAGCUUGCUGCCAGCCCCCAACAGGACCGCCGGGGUUGUAAUGAGCCCGGCGGUCCUUGUCUGUAUUAUGGCAAUAUAAGUUGCCAUAAUACAGACACUCACUCGAGUAUAAGACGAGUGGGGGUUUUUCAGCACAAAAAAUGUGCUGAAAAACUCGUCUUAUACUUAAGUAUAUACAGUAAUAUUAAUUUAUGUAAUAAAACUUCAAAUGCCAUUUUCUUCUGAUAUUUUAUUUGUUUAGUAGAGAACUCCCUUAUUUGUUAUCCUAUGUGUAAUUGCCAUAUUUAAGGAUACCAAACUAGGGAUCUAUCUACUAAACAAUACACAUAACCAUAGAUAUAUACACACACAUACAAUCAGACCUGAACACAUAAUACACAAACACUAUCCCAGACCAACACACACGCACAAUUACAGACCUAUGCACAUAAUCACUGAUAUAAAUAUAAAAUCAAGGACACACAAUCACAGAUAAAUGCAGACAUACACAUAAUCACAGAGCCACACAUACAAUCGCAUAUACACGUCUUGGCCAAUCACACCUCUUCAUAGAGAAUCAAUGCAUCGCUGAGGAAAUUUCAGCGUCUCCUUGUACAGUGUAGAGACUCUGAACUGCCCCAGGAAGCACCUCCAUUGGCCACUGGAUUUGUCAUUAUGUGGCAAUGUAAACACUGCUAGUGUUUGCAUUAAAAUGCUUACAGUGAAUGAUUAUACUCACCAGAACUACAUUAAGCUGUGGUUGUUCUGGCGACUAUAGUGUCCCUUUAAUUUAUUUAUAUUGCACACCUGUUUUUAUUUGGGGGAAAUUAACAGACCACGUGUUUCACAUUACUGCAAACACCCCAUGUUUGUAUAAUGCUACUGUUCUUGAUUAGUGAUAUACCACACGUAUACCUAAAACAUCCCUAAAUCCUACCCCUCCUAAUCUAUUUUAUAAUCCCACCUCAGAGGGAUUCCCUUUGUUGGUGUCCGUACUGAUAUCAGCAGAGGCAUUUCCCAGCUCACGUAGUAAAGAGGGCUCUGAGAUUGCAGCAUGAGCGGGGAUCUUGGGGUCAUUUAAAAUCACCACUGCAGAGAGCGGUCACAAAUUAAUUCAAAGGUCUAUGUGCCAUUCUCACUUAGAGCUCUGCACAUAGCUCAUCUGUCCAACAGGGGCUACUGAUAUUGGCUCAUUUCACCUGGGUCUCUCCGGUAUCAGAAGGUGGCAUAUACUGUCAUGUGGUCCUUAAGUAGUUUUAAAAUUAACAUUAAUAGGGAUUCAAAGUUAAGUUGUGUGUUACAGUUUAGUAAUGGAUAACUAUAAGCAAAAAUCUUGAUGUGUUUAGCAGCUCAAAAACAACUAAUGUGCCUUCCCCUUCUUAAAAACUCACCAAGUAUGUAAUAAAUGUGAAUGGGUGGAGUGCUAUAAAAUUACAGUACAUAAAUGGAACUUUGUGCAUAAUGAUCAAAAAGAUAUGCAAACUUCUUCAUAAUCAUAAACGACAAUUAAAAGCAGCACACAAUUUUAGUAAAUUUAUACAACUAAUAAAACGUUAGUCUUGUAAAAAAAAAAAAAAAAAGACCUCAGAAUUGUAUUUAGCUUAAAGUAUUAGCUUGCAUAGUUUUGUUUUUUUGGUAUUUUAAUCUUUGCAAAACCACGUCCAGGAAGUCCCUCUAGUGGCCACUACUGGUGGUGUUAGAUGGCAAUAUAAUUACUGCGUUUUCUCAGAAAAAAGCAAUGUUUAUACUUCUGAGCCUGCAUUAAGUUGUAGUGGUUCUGGUACCUAGAGUGUUCCUCUAUUAUUUUAUAUUGUAUAAGUCCAUCCCAUUAAAUGACUUAAAUACUUGACUACCUUUAUUUACCUUGCUCUGCAAUGGUUUGUGGGAUAAGAUCAGACAUCACAGAGCAGAAUGAGAUACCCUUGAUUGAUAGAGCCUCUUCCAAGAGAUGGAGGGAUUUGCUGUCAAUAGAAAUAUUAAAAGGUAAUAUUUUUUUUUGCAAAUUUGUAAUUCAUUAUCUCUAUAUAAUACAUACGUGAUGGAGUGAUUUUUGACAGUACCUUCCAUUUAAUCAUGAGCGUAACAUCGGCACACUACAUUAUGAGGACCUGAAGCAUAUUUUGUUCACAAUGUUAAGUAAUAGCGUAAUGGAAAUUCCUUCACUCUGUCAGUUGUGUUGUUGAGUACAACUACAGCCCCCAAAACAAGCCAGCAGACAUGUUUUCCACUUUACAUUGAGAUGACUUAUACAAUUUUGCUACCAGGUGGCCAGUUAUUUGUUUAUUUGUUGCUUAACUGUAAGCUGGCUAUUUUUUAAUUUUCCUUUAAACAACGUCUUUCCUGUCUGCUAGGCCGAGAUUGUCAAACGGUUGAACGGAAUCUGUGCACAGGUGUUGCCUUAUCUCUCACAGGAGGUACGUUGCAUCUCUUGGAUGGAGUGGACAAAAAUUCUUUACAAACAUAUGUUGUUGCGUAACUUGCUUUUCCAGCCUGGUCUAAUUCGUUUCCCUUCCUGCCAUAAAGCAUCACAUUUUAUUUGAUCAGUAUAUUACACUCUUGUUGCAGCCCUAUUGCUUUCACAGACAUUCCACUCUGAAAUGCUCUUCCUUCCUGUACUUUGUGAGUCUGUCGAUGUGUGUGUGUGUGAAGGUUUAUCACAUCCCUCUUUCCUGUCUCUCAAUCACUGUUUAUAUUUUACUUAUCCAUUGUUUCAAUUCUCACAAGCUUAUAUAAUCCAGCAGGGCCACAUGUUUUAAUGUAAAUCAUGUGUUCAUGGGAGGCCCACAUUAGAGUGCAUUUGCAGCAUGUGAUGCCUGGUAAUACAUUUAGGUAUUUUGAGUUUGAAUGUGUUCCAUGAUUUUAGAACAUUGACCCAGAAACUGCUAUAGUCACAACUGUUUUUCUUUCACUGCAGUUCGGUGUUUAGUGAAUAAGCCUAUUUGUGUUUUGUAUGGCAUUGGGUUGAAUGCUAGCACAUAUCAGUUUUUAACUCCUAACUUCUCUUCCUAGCAUCAGCAACAAGUCCUGGGAGCCAUAGAGCGGGCAAAGCAAGUGACUGCUCCGGAGCUGAACUCAAUCAUCCGUGUACGUGAGAGUGCUAUAGGAUUGCUGUAUGGUUGAGCAAGGAGGAAGGAUUGGAACCCUGCUCUAGUGAGAGGAUCAGACUCCUACUUCCAUAUUUUUGUCAGCGUCACUGUAUCACUUCUAGGAGGUUUCUACUCUGUGUUUCUUUAGGGAUGGCAGGUGCUGACCCCAUAAUCUGUAGACCCCCCUUUGUCCUGGACACACCUAUUUUACCAUAAUUCUCUUCUGCCUGUUUUGACCUUUUUAAAGUUUCUCCCAGUCCAUGAUAUGUCACAGUGUUCCAUCUCAGGCCAUGCAGGAGCCACAAUCCUGUCUGACAUAUUUUUCCUUUUGUCUUCCUUCUCUUCCCCUUCUAUACAGCAGCAGCUUCAGGUGCACCAGCUCUCCCAGCUCCAGGCACUGGCCCUCCCUCUCACACCUCUGCCAGUAGGAUUGCAGGCACCCUCCUUACCAGUUAGUGCCGCCAGCGGCCUCCUCUCUCUGUCUGCGCUCGGUUCCCAAGGUCACCUCCCCAAGGAAGACAAGAAUGGCCACGAUGGUGAUCCUCGGCCUGAUGAUGAGGGAGACAAAUCAGAUUAAACAAGAAGGGAGGUUUGAUGGAUAAAGGUGCAGCGCAGCAGUAAAUAUAGCACAGCCAUGUGGUUUGGCAAAGUGCAGCGUUAUCCCAACAUGCACUGGAGGAGCCUCUGGUUGCCUAGGGGUUUGUGAAAGCAGGGAACUGGCAGCCAGGGGAUUAAUGCAUAUAUAACAUGAUAGUAUAUGUAUAUACAUAUAUAUGGAUAAUACUGCGAACUGUAUUGUAAAUCAGCUGAUUAUACUUUUACUGAAAGCACAAACCUCCCUGAUUUUAUAUAUAAUUUUCCCUUUCCAUCCUUAAUUUUGGAUAACCGUGUAUGUCAUAAUAGAGUAGUAGAGAAUAACACCUCCCUGAUCUUGUGUGAGAUUUGACAAAUAUUAACCCUUUCAUACUAGACUUGAGGGAACACAUUGCGUUGCAAUGCACAACAUACCUCUUUGCAGCUGAAAAGGUUAAGAGCACUUGUAUAGCUCACAUGCACGCUAAGCAGAUAUUUAGGUUCAGCUGAAAAGGCUGUUGUGGGUUUGAAAUGUUCAGUGUAUGUGAUUUAGAAUUCUAUAUUUUCUCGCUCUUUCUGCUGAUGUGAGUUACUUAAGUGUAAUGCUUGUGCACGGAGUGCAAAGAAUGUUUAUAAACAUGCCUUGCAUAAAGAUAAUGGGUCGUACAGAUAAAAAAUAAAAAAAUAAAAAGAUUUCGACUCUUGCUGCCAGAUGAAUGUUGCAGCUUGGUUAGCACCUGUAUUUACGAAGUAGCUCCUUUACAGUAGAGCGAUGGGAAGUAGAGACACACUUGUCUAACCAGAGAAGAUUUGUGGUUUUUAAAAAAACACAUAAAAAAAACCUCUUAUUUCAUCUCUUAAUCUCUCUGUAUCACAGCGCUGCACCUUUUAUCCUAAUACCUGGAGGCAGAGGGAAGGUGUUAAAUUGAUCUUGUCUCUCUAUCAAGUUACCCACUGGAGGGUUGGGGGUCAGCACCCUUUAAUAUAUCAAUAAGGUAGCUUGUCCAAGGCCAGGUGUGUGCUCUGUAUAUAGUCUGUAGAGAAGCUCAAAUCAUUCCCCUUUUCUUUCCCAGUUUUUUUGCUUAGUUUUUUCUUUUGGUCUGAUUUAAUGACCCCGUUGAUAUUCUGUGUGGAGGGUGUGACCGUGCCUUUUUCAAUAAAUUGUUACAAUGCCUGCUAAUAAUCAAU
This is a messenger RNA of Pelobates cultripes (western spadefoot toad), 24854 nucleotides long. The record is from the annotation of a GenBank genome assembly. NCBI's taxonomy places the organism in Eukaryota, Metazoa, Chordata, Amphibia, Anura, Pelobatidae.